AUGAGCGCGAAGGGCGUAGCUGGUGGCCGUAAGAAAGCGGCAAAGGCUGUUACAAAGUCUGCAAAAGCUGGUUUACAAUUCCCUGUAGGCCGUGUUGGAAGGUAUCUUAAGAACGGAAGAUACGCAAAGCGUGUUGGUGCAGGAGCACCAGUAUACUUGGCUGCCGUUCUCGAGUACCUUGUUGCUGAAGUCUUAGAGUUGGCAGGAAAUGCCGCUCGCGACAACAAGAAAUCAAGGAUUGUUCCACGUCACCUCCAACUCGCUGUUAGAAACGACGAGGAACUCUCCAAGUUCCUUGGAGGCACCACCAUAGCCUCAGGCGGUGUCAUGCCAAAUGUUCAGGCUGUAUUAUUGCCUAAGAAGCACAAGAAAGAUAGGGAUUAA
Messenger RNA from Theileria annulata, 384 nucleotides. Its product is annotated as histone H2A, putative. NCBI's taxonomy places the organism in Eukaryota, Apicomplexa, Aconoidasida, Piroplasmida, Theileriidae. Gene Ontology annotation, cellular component: nucleosome. The transcript has a single exon. Gene Ontology annotation, molecular function: structural constituent of chromatin; protein heterodimerization activity; DNA binding. The record is from RefSeq and is a predicted model, not a curated record. The coding region runs from base 1 to 384 and encodes 127 amino acids.